Otolemur garnettii (small-eared galago) is the source of this 2631-nucleotide messenger RNA. It is a transcript of the gene PM20D2, whose product is annotated as peptidase M20 domain containing 2. The coding region runs from base 960 to 2213 and encodes 417 amino acids. Gene Ontology annotation, molecular function: dipeptidase activity. The transcript has 8 exons. The record is from RefSeq and is a predicted model, not a curated record. Lineage: Eukaryota; Metazoa; Chordata; Mammalia; Primates; Galagidae.
CAGAGUGCUAGGAUAAACACUAGCAUUUUACAACUGAGUUUACAAACACAGUAUUUGGGUUUCAGACUUCUCUUGAAAAUUAGGAAAAUGUGGCAACAAGGAGUCCAAAUAUCCACAGGGCAGCUAUCAGCUGAGCCCAGCAGCAGAUGCCACUCUCUUUAGAUGACACAUGUCCUUUUCCAUUUGUGGCAGUCCAUGUGCCUCAUAAUCAGAUAAGUUCACUGAUUUAUAUUAUUGUGUCUGGCCUCUAUGGCCAUUAGAAUUAGAAAUUUAUGGUUUUUUUCUUUUUCUUUAUUGGGGGAGACACUCGGGAGAGGAUUCAGCUUGUUCAGAUUUCAAGAGAUCUGUUUAACUAAGGAAUUUUUUUCCACCCUGGCCAAAUCAUAAAUUUUGGUUGGUGUUUUAUAUGUAUUGAUAAACAGGUUGAAAGAAGAAAUGUAUACAUUAACUCACAGUCUAGUUGUGACAUGUAUAUUUGUGGUAAUCAAAUAAAAAUACUUAGCAUUUAUUUACUUCUCAAAGGUCAUUAUAAUACUCCAGGUAACUACAGAAUUAAGAGCUGCGUAUACCAUGUAUUUGUACCCGUCUAGGUCCCAGGCCAGUGAAAUGAAAAGUCUAUUUACGUCGCCCCCUCUUCCCUCCAUCUCCUAUCAAGAGAGGAGCGCUACAGGAAGAAGUCAUUCUCUAGAUGGGCGUUUAGCGACUGAGUAGAAAAGAAUUCUCGACCGGGAACCGGGCGGACGCAAAGCAUCAGAAUCAACCAGCGGAGCCAAGCGGACAGCAGACAGACCCGUUGCCCGGCACCGCCUUCUUUGCGGCGCCCCACCCUGGGGCGGAGCACCUGCCCGGCCCCGGGCGUGUUCCUGGAGCAGGUUUCCGGAGGCCUUGUACGCAGGCGCGGGGAGCUGCUGGCAGAGAGCCAGCUGCGACGGAGCUAGCAGUCUCCCACUCUGGAUAGCAUGGGGCCGGGGGAAGAGCGGCCGGUGCAGGCGGGCGGGUACCAAGGGGUCUCCCAGCUGGAGCUGCUGAAGCUGCGCGCCGCGGAGCGCAUCGACGAGGCGGCCGAGCGGCUGGGGGCUCUGAGCCGCGCCAUCUGGAGCGAACCCGAGCUGGCCUACGAGGAGCACCAUGCCCACCGCAUGCUGACACGCUUCUUCAAGCAGGAGCUGCCAGCCGCGUCCUGGACGGUGCAACCGCACUACCGGCUGCCCACGGCCUUCCGCGCCGAGUGGGAGCCGCUGAGGGGACGGGCGCCGAGCGCCGCGCCGGGCCAGCUGCACCUGGCCUUCCUCUGCGAGUAUGACGCGCUGCCGGGCAUCGGCCACGCCUGCGGCCAUAACCUCAUCGCUGAGGUCGGGGCGGCGGCUGCGCUGGGUGUGAAGGGGGCCCUGGAGGGUCUCCCUGGGCCGCCUCCGCCCGUGAAGAUAAUCGUCCUGGGAACCCCUGCAGAAGAAGAUGGUGGUGGCAAAAUUGAUCUAAUUGAAGCAGGGGCUUUUAAAAAUCUUGACAUUGUUUUUAUGGCCCAUCCAUCCCAAGAGAAUGCUGCUUAUCUACCAGAUAUAGCGGAACAUGAUGUGACUGUGAAAUAUUAUGGAAAAGCGUCUCAUGCUGCUGCUUAUCCCUGGGAGGGAGUAAAUGCGUUAGACGCUGCCGUUCUGGCCUACACCAAUCUGUCCACAUUAAGACAGCAGAUGAAACCCACCUGGAGAGUUCAUGGUGUAAUAAAAAAUGGUGGUGUAAAACCCAAUAUCAUUCCCUCUUAUUCUGAAUUAAUCUAUUACUUCCGUGCCCCCUCGAUGAAAGAGCUUCAAGUUUUGACCAAAAAGGCAGAAGAUUGCUUCAGAGCUGCAGCUUUGGCCACGGGGUGCACAGUGGAAAUUAAAGGUGGAGCACAUGAUUAUUACAAUGUCCUUCCCAAUAAGAGCCUGUGGAAAGCUUAUAUGGAAAAUGGAGAAAAGCUGGGGAUAGAAUUCAUUUCAGAAGAUACAAUGUUGAGUGGCCCUUCAGGAUCUACUGAUUUUGGAAAUGUGACUUUUGUGGUUCCUGGAAUUCAUCCAUAUUUUUACAUUGGGUCUAAAGCCUUGAAUCAUACUGAGCAAUACGCUGAGGCUGCAGCACUGGAUGUUAUUUUUAAACCAGAGUUGCUGGAAAAAAUCAGGGAGGACUUUAAAUUAAAACUACAAGAAGAACAAUUUUUAAAUACAGUAGAAUAAAAGGAGGAUGUAGUAGCCACCUUUGAAUCAUUAAGAAGCCACGAUGAUUUUUUUAAAUGAAGGGGAGGACAUGCUUGAUUUUUCAGUCCUAAAGAAGUCAAAUUUCUACUACCUGAUAAGUAAGGACAGGAUGUGGAGAAAACGUAUUACCUCAUAUCUAAAGUGAAAAUUUUUGCAAUUCUAUGCUUGAUGGAAUUGUGAUAUUUCUGAAGCCAGUUUGUGGUGCCAUUUCUUAAAUAAGCUGAAUGAUAUACAGUUUACGAAUGAUAAUACUUCAUAAAUUUAUAUGUUAUAUCUAUUUUUUAAAUCAAAGAGAUUUCAAGCCUUCUAUUCAGAAAUGACAUCUAUAAUCCUGCAAUCAAUCCAUGGCUAGACAUCCACCCAGAAGAAAAAAACAAUCAUUUUACCAUAAGAAUAU